GUCGCUCGGCCUUACGUAACGGGCUCACUACGGGGGCUGAGAAGGCGAGAAAUGUGGGCGCGGACGGUGAGGCUGGGCCUUCGGGCCCGGCUGGGCGGCUGCCGGGGCUUCACCUUCAAGGUAGAUCCUCAGGGAACUGGUCAGGUCACCGCCGAGUUGAUAGAACACCUGGAGCGUCUGGCGCUUGUGGACUUUGGUGGCCGCGAAGCCGUGGCGCGGCUGGAGAAAGCCAUCGCCUUUGCCGACCGGCUCCGUGGCGUGGACACAGACGGGGUGGAGCCCAUGGAGUCGGUACUGGAGGACAGAUGCCUUUACCUGAGAUCUGACAACGUGACAGAAGGCAACUGUGCUGAAGAACUACUACAGAACUCCCAUCGUGUCGUCGAGGAGUAUUUUGUGGCCCCUCCAGGUAAUAUCUCCUUGGCAAAGCUGAAUGAACAAGAACCCCCUCCACGUGGCUGAGGAGCAGUUCUGAGAAGGGAGUAUCCUGUGAACACCCAACACUCCCACUUCCUUCAAUCACCUGACAAAAAUAGACACAUUUUUCAAUAACUGAUUCUUCUGAAGGCAGAAUUGGGGAAGAGCUGACCAAAGGGAGGCAAUGGACUCUUGAUGCUCAUGGAGGUAAAGGGCCUUGUGAGCUUUGGAGGAACCAGAUCCCAGUGUUCACUUACAGACCUGUUCACUAUGGAAGACAGUCUCUCUUGCCUCCCCUGAAAAAAAGCUGUACACCAAACUUCACGUCAGUUUCUCCGUUCAUGUAACUGGUAGACAGAGCAUCUGGUCACUGUAUGACAACCUGAAUUAUCAUUUUUAGUUGCUGUUUUCUGUGACCAGAGCAGCAGCCUUAUCUCUAACAGUUCAUCUCAGAUUUAUUACUGUGUAUUCACUUGGUUCCAUGCAGAGGGCUCCUUGCUGAAGUGUGAGGACAGUUCAAAGUGGACUAUGGUGAUUAUAUGCAAAAGGGAUACUAGCCACACUUAAGAUUUUCUUUCUGAAAAGAGAAUUUAUGCCUGGGACAAAGGAGCCCCCCCAAUCUCCCUCACCCUUGCAGUGAUUACUGAACUGAAAUGAAUACAAGAUGGUGUGUGUGUGUUCAAAAAGGUCAGACACCAAAGACAAAUGAGACAGACCUAGGGGUAAAAGUGAAAGAGUUGGACCCCCCGCCUCCGCCCCCCAGCCCCCAGUCUACCAAAGUUGGUUUUGGCUAAGAAUUUCCAAAC
Molecule: messenger RNA, 1223 nt
Organism: Loxodonta africana (African savanna elephant)
Lineage: Eukaryota; Metazoa; Chordata; Mammalia; Proboscidea; Elephantidae
Gene: GATC
Product: glutamyl-tRNA amidotransferase subunit C
Exons: 4
Coding region: 52-462 (136 amino acids)
Biological process (GO): mitochondrial translation; glutaminyl-tRNAGln biosynthesis via transamidation; regulation of translational fidelity
Cellular component (GO): mitochondrion; glutamyl-tRNA(Gln) amidotransferase complex
Molecular function (GO): glutaminyl-tRNA synthase (glutamine-hydrolyzing) activity
Source: RefSeq, a predicted model, not a curated record